GUCUGCUCGCGGGCUCAUGGGCCUGCUCGUCCUGGCCUCAUCCACCGGCGUCGUAUAUAUAGGUGGAGGGCCGGUCGCUCCGCCAGUCUUUCCGCGCCCGUCCAGCCUCGUCGCCUCGUCCCGGUUACCCUCCAGCACCAUGAGCGUCAUCUUCCACCGCAUCGCCAACACCCUCGUGUACUUCCUCUUCCUCGGAAGCCACCUGUACUCGUUCCUGGGUCCCGCCAAGGGCACCGACUUUUACGGUCUUCACCCCACCUACAUCACCCCUGCCUCCUGGGCCUUUGCCAUCUGGGGUCUGAUCCACUUCCUCUUCGGUGGCUUCGCCAUCUGGCAGUGGCUCCCCGGAACUGAGGAGAUCGUCCACCACGGUGUCGCUGGCUGGUUCAUCCUUGCCGCCCUCCUCUCCAACUUCUGGCUCGGCUACUGGCAAGCCGGCCACCUCGUCCUCGCCCUCUUCGUCCUCAUCCUCGCCUCCGGCUCCGUCUCCAUUCUCUACUACCAGCUCACCAACCUCUACCCCGCCGAGACUCUCAUCCAGUCCGUCUUUGUCCACGCCCCCGUCUCCCUUUGGCACGGCUGGCUCGUCUUUGUCUUCUGGAUCAACCUCCUCGCCGUCUUUGUCCCUGCCAACGUCGAUGCUGAUCCCAGCUGGAUCCAGGUUGCCGUCUCGGUCUUUGUCCUCAUCGAGCUGAUUGCCACCGCCGUCGGCUACACUGAGUACAAGAGCAAGUACGGCGAUGUUGCCGGUGCCUUUGUCAUCACCUGGACCCUCGCUGCCAUUGCUGCCAACCAGCACAACGGCUGGAUCCACUACACUGCCAUCGUCGGUGUCAUCGUCGUUGUCCUCUACGCCCUCGGCCGCCCCGUCCGCGCCCGCCGCGAGUCGUCCGAGUACCAGCCCAUCCUCGGAUAAUUUCGCACGCGAUCGCGAGUGUCACCCAAGUUUUGCUCGACAGCCCGAGCCGCUGCCCUGUGCCCCACGCCGCACAGCGGCAGACCACACCCACAAACCGGGUCCCCUUUUUUUCCCCUUGCCCAUGACCCGUCUCUCUCCUGUCCAUUACCCACUGUCCAAUACACCGCCGACCUUGUUCUUUUCGACUUGC
Polychytrium aggregatum is the source of this 1109-nucleotide messenger RNA. RefSeq lists its product as uncharacterized. Lineage: Eukaryota; Fungi; Chytridiomycota; Chytridiomycetes; Polychytriales. The coding region runs from base 17 to 916 and encodes 299 amino acids. The record is from RefSeq and is a predicted model, not a curated record. The transcript has 6 exons.